AUGGCCGUGAACACUGGCACAUUACCGCCGCACUUGCGCAAGGCUGCGAUGAAGAAUGCAGAAGCGCCGAAACCAGCGUCAGAUUCGGUGUCAGCAACCAAUGCUGCUCCAGAUGUCGCCUCUCCUGAUGGCAAUGCCCCCUCAAACGAAGAGCGCGCCGUAAUUCCCUUUGGCAAGGCACAACGCACGACUCGCGGAGAUCGUUCAAGCAUAAAGGACUCUUAUGCCCGUCUUGAGGAAAACUUUCGCGCCGCCAAUGCCGCUCUUGCUAAUGACAACGAUGAGCUGCAUGAGCGGUGCGAUGAGCUCGAGAUUGAGAAUGAGACACUCACUACCCAGUGUCAAGAACUGACCGACAAGAACGUUGAGCUUGUGCGCCGGUGCGAAGAUUUCGAGCGCGAUAAUGCCAAGUGCGGUCUGCACGUUGACAGCCUCGUCGAAGAGAAUAAGCAGCUUCUGGCCGAGGUCCAGGAUCUGAAGCAGAAGAUGCUGGAGAACGAGCAGCAUCUGGAGGAAUUUCAGCGCCUCGCCGCUGUCAACCCAACCAAGAGCAGCGUCAAGCAGGAGCCAAAUUCUACGUGGCACGCGACUGCCGCAAAGCCAAAUGUCACGCAGCUCUCGAAAGAACAGUUGAAUGAGGUAUUGGGCCAGCUGCAUGUGUCUUAUGCCGACGUCCAGCGACAAGCUGAGGAGGCGGCUAGCAUCCGCUACAAGGGCGUCAUGGAUGCACAGGUCGCAAUGCAGGAUAAGCUUGAGCGCCGUAUUUUGGCCAUGGAAACUCGCAAUGACCGUGCUGGCGAUGCAAACGAAGGCUUCCAGGUGGAAAGCACUCCAGCCGAGACGAUUCGGCUACUGCAAGCUGACUUGGAUGCACUUAAGACGACCAUUGCCAUUAUGCAGCCGCAAUGCAACCAGACUACGGACAACUUUGACACCAUGGUCAACCGCGUGGCUGCAAUUGAGUUACAGACCCAAGAGAUGGUGGAGAGCAAGCAAGGCAGCACCUACACCAUGCCCAGCGCCCCACAUGCUGCUGAUACCGACUACCAGACGAAGACCAAGCUUCGACAGCUGAAGGAAGAAGUGACGAAGCUCAAGGGCUUCAAGGACCGCAUUAAGAACAUCCGUGAUCACGAGCAGGCGAUCAGCGAAGCGCAGAACGUAGAAGGGCUUGUCGAACAAUACAAGAAGGUUAGCAAGGCGAUCGAUAGCAACGGCUGGUAA
Molecule: messenger RNA, 1224 nt
Organism: Pseudocercospora fijiensis CIRAD86
Lineage: Eukaryota; Fungi; Ascomycota; Dothideomycetes; Mycosphaerellales; Mycosphaerellaceae
Exons: 3
Coding region: 1-1224 (407 amino acids)
Source: RefSeq, a predicted model, not a curated record